Cyprinus carpio (common carp) is the source of this 1559-nucleotide messenger RNA. RefSeq names its product protein lifeguard 1. Lineage: Eukaryota; Metazoa; Chordata; Actinopteri; Cypriniformes; Cyprinidae. Gene Ontology annotation, cellular component: membrane. The record is from RefSeq and is a predicted model, not a curated record.
CAUGAAUGUGUAUUGAUUUGAUAAGCUAUGCAAAGUCCUGUCCCUCUGAAGACAAACUCAUUGAGAAUAGACUUUGCCCUACACAACUCAUAACAGGAAGCAGAAGGGUACCAGACUGAAAGGUUUGUUGAGAGAUACAAUAUGAGCAGAGAGCAGCCUUCCCCUCCGUAUAACCCCUAUUACCCUCCGCAUUAUCCUAAUGCAACACAGGGUAACAUUGGGCAGCCCACCGCUGGCAUGAUGCCCACCGCUGGCAUGAUGCCCCCCGCUGGGCAGCCCACUGCUAUCAUGAUGCCCCCCGUUGUUGAACAUGUCAAUAUGGGGCUUCCAGACAGCGCUCCACCAGAAUACUCUCUGGGAUUUGAAGACGAGAACUGCUUUUCAGAUGCUACCAUAAGAAGAGGUUUCAUAAGAAAAGUGUAUCUGACACUUAUGGUUCAACUUUUAAUAACCAUUGGAAUCAUCUGUGCUUUUCUUUACUGGGAGACACUCAAGGAAUGGGUGAGAGGCACAUACUGGUUUACCUACACUAUGAUGUGUGCAACGUUCGUUCUAAUCAUUGUGCUCGUCUGUUGUGGUGACAUACGUCGCAAAGUUCCCUUAAACUUCAUCUUCCUAGCGCUAUUUACAAUCACAGAAGGCUUUCUCCUUGGAUCAGUGGUAGUGUUCUAUUCAGCAGAGGCAGUGCUCUGGGCAGUGGGUGCAACUGCUCUGGUGUCUCUUGCAAUGAGUUUGUUUUCACUGCAGUCGAAAUGGGACUUCACAGCUCUGUCAGGGAGCAUAUGGGUAUUAUGCUGGACGCUGUUUUCAUUUGCAUUACUCUGUGCAAUUCUGAGAUCACAGUAUUUGUACAUCCUUUACGCAUCACUGGGAACUUUGAUCUUCUCUGUGUACCUGGUGAUGGACACACAGCUCAUACUGGGUGGAAAGCACAAAUACAGCAUCAAUCCAGAAGAGUACAUCUUUGCUGCUCUAAACUUGUACCUUGAUAUUAUCACAAUUUUCUUAUUAUUGCUUCAAUUAAUUGGAUUUUGUCGUUGAUGUGGUUUAUGAACAUCAUGAUUUCUGCUCCACUCAACACCUCUCUCAUGUAGACUAGGAUUUUUUAGACACAUUUUUACUCCAUUUUUUAAACAUAGCUUCAGUACUUCAUACAUACUUCAUUGUGUCUAUAACAUAUUGGAAGUUAAACUGAAUUUUGGGUUAAUGGUACAAAAGCCUAUAGGUAAAUCAGAUAAAACAACUAUCAGUAAAAAAUGGUGGUGAAACAAUUUUCACUCAGAAUUUGCUAUUAAAUUUCACAGAUAAUUACAAAGAAACAGCAAUUCACAAAUUUAAUUAAACAUGAAUUUUAAAGAACAUAUUUGUAAAACAUAUUUCAGUGUGUUUUAACAAUAAAGUAGCUAUUACAUUAAAAUUGCUAUUAAAUAGAUAUAUAGAUAAGUAAAGAAAGGACAAUGUCAUAUAUAUGGGAUAUGAAUAUGCAAUUAACUCUGGUUUUUUGAGACCACCGUUUUUACCACCAUUAUUUAAUUUAAAACAUAACUCCAUUUAUAUUG